AUGAUAUCUAUUUUGUGCACAUGGAAUUGUCAUUUAUUAUUGUAUAACAGAAUGCCCGAAUCGAGAACCAUCACUAAGAGAUCAUCCAAAUUCACCAAGAAGGCUAUUGAGCACGAUGUAGUCGAAAAGAAGGAGGAUACGAAGUACCCUGUGGGUCCCUGGGCUAUGGCGUUCUUUGCUUUCGUGAUUGUUGGUUCCACUCUCUUCCAGUUUAUCAGUAUGUGGUAUAGUAGUUAAAAGGGGUACUUAUU
Molecule: messenger RNA, 251 nt
Organism: Blastocystis hominis
Lineage: Eukaryota; Bigyra; Opalinata; Blastocystidae
Exons: 4
Coding region: 1-237 (78 amino acids)
Biological process (GO): endoplasmic reticulum unfolded protein response
Cellular component (GO): endoplasmic reticulum
Source: RefSeq, a predicted model, not a curated record